AUGCAUGGUUUUGUGAAGGUUCUCUUGAAAGCACUGGUUGAUGCUCGUAAUGGACCACCCCCCUAUGCUCCUCCUAGGAAGGAGGCAUCCUCAUCGAGUCGCAGCCCUUACAGUGGGGGUAGGUAUGAGAGUGAGACGCCGCAGCCAAACUUCCCCAAGAGGAGGAGACUUGGGAUGCGCACCUCCGCACCUCCCGCGACGGAAGUUCUUAUGGUCGAUAAGCAUAUCGACGUCGCUACAUAUAAAUUUAUCUAUACUGCCCGCUUCAAUGCUGAGACUGUCAAGAACCUUUUGCAUACACUAAAUGAUGGCAAGAUAUCAAAAAAGAAGUUCAAUAUGAGGCUUGCACCGGAAGAAACAUCAAUGAAGUUGACUGGUUAUGAACACAAUGGUGUAACCUGUGUAGGCAUGAAAACUGAUAUACCGGUCAUUUUAGAUGAAGCAAUUGUGAAGCUAAAUCCAGAUUUCUUCUGGUUGGGAGGUGGUGAGGUUGAUAUCAAACUGGGGAUCAAGACUCCGGAAUUCAUUAAUUACACAAAGCCAUUCAUUAUUAACUGCAGCGGCCACUGA
Salvia splendens (bonfire salvia) is the source of this 570-nucleotide messenger RNA. RefSeq lists its product as uncharacterized. Lineage: Eukaryota; Viridiplantae; Streptophyta; Magnoliopsida; Lamiales; Lamiaceae. Gene Ontology annotation, molecular function: aminoacyl-tRNA deacylase activity. The transcript has 4 exons. The record is from RefSeq and is a predicted model, not a curated record. The coding region runs from base 1 to 570 and encodes 189 amino acids.